AUGCAGCACAAGCGCAUUUGCCUCGGCCUCUUCGCUGCCUUUGCCAGCCUCGUCACCGCCGCCGACGAGUCUGAUGUGACCCAGCUUACCGGCAAGACCUUUGACGACUUCGUCAAGGCCAACGACUUGGUCCUCGCCGAGUUCUUUGCUCCCUGGUGUGGCCACUGCAAGGCCCUCGCCCCCGAGUAUGAGGAGGCUGCUACCUCUUUAAAGGAGAAGAACAUCAAGCUCGCCAAGAUUGACUGCACCGAGGAGGCUGAGCUCUGCCAGUCUCACGGUGUCGAGGGCUACCCCACCCUCAAGGUCUUCCGCGGAGCCGACAACGUCGCCCCCUACAGUGGCCAGCGCAAGGCCGCUGCCAUCACAUCCUACAUGGUCAAGCAGUCCCUCCCCGCCGUUUCCACCCUCGAAAAAGAUACCCUCGAGGACUUCAAGACGGCCGACAAGGUUGUCGUCGUGGCAUACAUUGCCGAGGACGAUAAGACCUCUGCCGACGUCUUCCAGACCGUCGCUGAGAAGUACCGUAACGACUACCUCUUUGGCUCCGUCGCCGACGCCAAUUUGGCCGAGGCUGAAGAUGUCACCGCCCCCGCCGUUGUCCUCUACAAAUCCUUUGAUGAGGGCAAGACCAUCUUCAAGGGCAAGAAGUUCGACGCCGAUGCCAUUGAGGAGUUUACCAAGACCGCUGCCACUCCCCUCAUCGGCGAGAUCGGCCCCGAGACCUACGCCGGCUACAUGUCGGCCGGCCUCCCCCUGUGCUACAUCUUCGCCGAGACCGAGGAGGAGCGCACCGAGCUCGCCAAGGCCCUCAAGCCUGUCGCUGAGAAGCAUAAGGGCAAGGUCAACUUUGGCACCAUUGAUGCCAAGGCCUUCGGCGCCCACGCCGGAAACCUGAACCUUGCGUCCGACAAGUUCCCCGCCUUUGCCAUCCAGGACAUUGAGGGUAACAAGAAGUACCCCUUUGAUCAGGAAAAGAAGAUUACCGAAAAGUCGAUUGGCAAGUUUGUCGACGACUACGUUGCCGGCAAGAUUGAGCCCAGUAUCAAGUCGGAGCCCAUCCCCGAGUCCCAGGACGGCCCCGUCACCGUCGUCGUCGCCAAGAACUACGACGAUAUCGUACUUGAUAACAACAAGGAUGUCCUCAUCGAGUUCUACGCCCCCUGGUGCGGUCACUGCAAGGCCCUCGCUCCCAAGUACGACCAGCUUGGCGCCGCCUUCCAGGAGUCUGAUUUCAAGGACAAGGUCACCAUUGCCAAGGUCGACGCUACUCUCAAUGACGUCCCGGAUGACAUCCAGGGCUUCCCCACUAUCAAGCUCUACCCCGCCGGUGACAAGAAGAACCCCGUUACCUACGAAGGCGCUCGCACUCCCGAGGACCUCGUCGAGUUCAUUGAGAAGAACGGCAAGCACAAGGCCUCAGUCAGCCUCAAGGAAGACGCUACCGAGGAGGCUGCUCCCGCCGCUUCCAAGGAGAAGAAGGCUGUCGAGGAGGAUGAGGAGGUUGAGGAGGAUCACGACGAGCUGUAA
This is a messenger RNA of Beauveria bassiana ARSEF 2860, 1527 nucleotides long. Its product is annotated as protein disulfide isomerase. Gene Ontology annotation, molecular function: protein disulfide isomerase activity. Gene Ontology annotation, cellular component: endoplasmic reticulum. Bases 1 to 1527 code for a protein of 508 amino acids. Gene Ontology annotation, biological process: protein folding; response to endoplasmic reticulum stress. The record is from RefSeq and is a predicted model, not a curated record. Lineage: Eukaryota; Fungi; Ascomycota; Sordariomycetes; Hypocreales; Cordycipitaceae. The transcript has 2 exons.